Tupaia belangeri chinensis (Chinese tree shrew) is the source of this 1810-nucleotide messenger RNA. RefSeq names its product tRNA splicing ligase complex subunit 3B (gene TSLIG3B). Lineage: Eukaryota; Metazoa; Chordata; Mammalia; Scandentia; Tupaiidae. The transcript has 8 exons. The coding region runs from base 32 to 1213 and encodes 393 amino acids. Gene Ontology annotation, cellular component: tRNA-splicing ligase complex. The record is from RefSeq and is a predicted model, not a curated record.
AGAGCGCUGAACAGUUUUGGACCGUAGGACCAUGAGAGGGCCGGAGCUGGGUCCCGAGCCCACGAUGGAGGGUGACGUGCUCGAUACACUGGAGGCGCUGGGGUAUAAGGGACCACUCUUAGAAGAACAAGCCCUUACCAAGGCAGCGGUGGGUGGAUUAUCUUCACCUGAAUUUUCAGAGCUCUGUGUUUGGUUAGGCUCUCAGAUAAAGUCAUUAUGCAACUUGGAAGAAAGUAUCACUUCAGCUGGGAGAGAUGAUCUAGAGAGCUUCCAGCUUGAAAUAAGUGGUUUUUUAAAAGAAAUGGCAUGUCCAUACUCUGUACUCAUAUCAGGAGAUAUUAAAGACCGCUUGAAAAAGAAAGAAGACUGUUUGAAACUUCUGUUAUUUUUAAGUACAGAACUUCAGGCUUUACAGAUAUUGCAGAACAAGAAAUGUAAAAAUUCUCAGUUAGAUAAAAAUAGUGAAAUUUAUCAAGAAGUUCAAGCUAUGUGUGACACCCUUGGUGUACCCAAGUCAACAACUUCUGACAUUCCACAUAUGCUAAACCAAGUGGAGUCAAAGGUGAAGGAAAUUCUCUCAAAAGUCCAGAAAAAUCAUGUGGGAAAACCUCUGCUGAAAACUGAUUUAAAUCCAGAACAGGCGGAAAAACUGGAAAGAAUCAAUGAUGCUCUUUCCUGUGAGUAUGAAUGCCGACGGCGGAUGUUAAUGAAACGAUUAGAUGUGACAGUGCAGUCCUUUGGAUGGUCUGAUAGAGCAAAGGUAAAAACAGAUGACAUAGCAAGAAUUUACCAGCCUAAGCGUUAUGCUUUGUCGCCCAAGACAACAAUUACAUUGGCACAUCUGCUUGCUGCUCGUGAAGAUCUAUCCAAGAUAAUCAGAACAAGCAGUGGCACUAGCCGGGAAAAGACUGCUUGUGCUAUUAAUAAGGUGCUGAUGGGAAGGGUACCUGACAGGGGAGGACGGCCGAAUGAAAUUGAACCACCACCUCCUGAAAUGCCCCCUUGGCAGAAGAGACAAGAAGGCGGUGGAAGGGGAGGUUGGGGUGGUGGUGGAGGUGGUGGUAGAGGAGGUGGUGGGGGUGGAAGAGGUGGCUGGGGGGGAGGAGGAGGUGGAAGAGGAGGCUAUGGUGGAAGAGGGGGCUAUGGUGGAAGAGGUUAUGGAGAUCCAUAUGGAGGAGGAGGAGGUGGUGGCGGUGGAUAUAGAAGAUAUUAAAAACUACAAAAAUUGGAUAGCAGUUCUUACUUUUUGGUAGAUACAUUAGGCAUAGUGUUCUAAAUAACAUACUUGAAUAUCACUAUUGACGUAAACACCAUGUUAGGCUCCCUGAGGAUGUUACUAUGUAAGAAUAUUGUUUUAUACUACCAGUUGAUCUCAGAUGAAGUCAUGAUUUUUCCCCAUAUUCUGUGUACCCUUGAGCAUGUUGUAUCUUUUUAAAAAACAAAAAAAAUGAACAAAAAUUUUUUAAAAUGUAAAUAUUUGUUACCAUCAAACUUGGAAAAUAGAAAGUAUUUUAUUGUCGUGAAGAAUUUAGACUGUUACCUGUAUUUUGUUCAGGUUCAAGACACAUUAAAUGACCCCACCUGCAAUGGAAAGGAAUAUAGACUCUUGCUUCAUCUAUAUUCCUGUGGAUGUGCUUUGUACUUGUUAAUUCUACUUUAUAGAAUAGGGAAAGGGACUGAUAAAUUGUGUUCAAUAAGUAGUUGUCAUGAUUUGUUUUUUAUAGGAAGGAAAUAUCGUCCCGUAACAACUCCUGCAAAAAACAAAUCCUCUGACUAGGUUUCUAUUAAAGUUCCACUAAUUGAAACCCAA